Balaenoptera musculus (blue whale) is the source of this 480-nucleotide messenger RNA. It is a transcript of the gene RGS13, whose product is annotated as regulator of G protein signaling 13. The transcript is spliced from 4 exons. The record is from RefSeq and is a predicted model, not a curated record. Lineage: Eukaryota; Metazoa; Chordata; Mammalia; Artiodactyla; Balaenopteridae. The coding region runs from base 1 to 480 and encodes 159 amino acids.
AUGAGCAGGCGGAAUUGUUGGAUCUGUAAGAUGUGCAGAGAUGACUCUAAGAGGCCUCCUUCAAACCUUACUUUGGAGGAAGCAUUACAGUGGGCCCAGUCUUUUGAAAAGUUGAUGGCUACGAAAUAUGGUCCGGUAGUCUAUGCAGCAUACUUAAAGACGGAGCACAGUGAUGAAAAUAUUAAAUUCUGGAUGGCGUGUGAAACCUAUAAGAAAGUUGCCUCACAGAGGAGCAGAACUUCUAGGGCCAAGAAGCUUUAUAGGACUUACAUCCAGCCACAGUCCCCUAGAGAGAUUAACAUUGACAGUUCGACAAGAGAAACCAUCAUCAAGAAUAUUCAAGAACCCACUCAAACGUGUUUUGAAGAGGCUCAAAAAAUAGUGCAUAUGCACAUGGAAAGGGAUUCCUAUCCCAGGUUUCUAAAGUCAGAAAUGUACCAGAAACUUCUGAAGACUAUUCAACCCAACAACAAUUUUUGA